Mauremys reevesii (Reeves's turtle) is the source of this 2655-nucleotide messenger RNA. RefSeq lists its product as uncharacterized. The transcript is spliced from 2 exons. NCBI's taxonomy places the organism in Eukaryota, Metazoa, Chordata, Testudines, Geoemydidae. Bases 505 to 2181 code for a protein of 558 amino acids. The record is from RefSeq and is a predicted model, not a curated record.
GACCCAGCAGCCCCUCUUAGCAGCACAACCUGCAAGACUGGAUCCCACGGUAGAAAUUAAGACUGUUUUAUCCCAACUACAUCAAUACGCAGCAUCUUUCCAAUCCCUGCCCUUCGAUCGGCCUGUCCAUCCGUUUCAAAUUGGUGACCAGGUCCUCGUCAAGAAGUGGAAACGUGACCCCCUUACACCACGGUGGGAAGGUCCACAUACCGUCUCCCUCAUCAGCCACGCCGCAGUUAAGCUCCUUGGGAACGACAAAUGGACUCAUCACACAAGAGUAAAACGGUUUCUCACCCCCGACGAAGGAGCCAAACCGCCAGAAAAAGACUCCGGCUCUCUGUCCACCCCGGAACCGGAGGCCCGGGGAGGCACAGGCGAAGCCUCAGGCAACUGGAUCGACCCUCUGCCUACCUCGGCACCGGAAGCCCGAGGGAGCACAGGAGAAGUUUCAGACUGGACUUACGAGCCCCUAGACGGACUUAAGGGUUUGUUUAAGAAAUCAUAAUGCAAAUAACACUGUUAAUUUUAGGUGUAUACCUUCCUCAUUAUUAUGGUUGGGAAAAUACCUUUCUAGAGCUAGGAGAAACAAUAGCAAAGUCCUUUAAUCUCAGUAAUUGUUGGGUAUGUGGAGGACCAGGAGACUUAAAUGAAUGGCCAUGGGUAGCCCAACCAAUACAGCCCAAAUGGUGGGAAAGUAAUUUAAGCAUGGUCCGUAACGGAUCAGAACUAUGGGCCCAGGAUAGUAGCCCAUGGCGACUCUAUUCCUCUGGGAUGGGUAUACUAUGCCUUAAUAGAACAAGGCCAAAAGGAGUAUAUGUAGGGGAAAGUCAAUGUGAAUGGACCUUAUCCCCAGGAUUUGAUUGCUGGGAUCCCGAUUGUUUGCCAUACAAUUGCUCUAAAUAUCAGGGGCGAUGGAAUCAGACCCAUGUACAGCUGACUAAUGGCAGCUGGAUAGCCUGCUCCUAUCAACUUUAUGAUAGUGAUGAUUUUCCCAGCUGCAACGCAAUACAACAGGAUAAAUUCUUUGAUAAUUAUCUGUUUUUAAGUUGCCAGCGAGAUAAUACCACAGCCGAAAACCAUGUGAUACAGUUCUAUCACUGGGCAUGGCAACAUUAUAAUGGGACUCGAACAACCCGCUUUAAGCAAUUUUGGUCUGGUACUAAUCAACCUACAGGGGGCGGUUGCAAUUGUAUAUGGAAAGCAGGAGCAGGAGCCUGGAAAUGUGAACAUUGCAACUCUGAGGGCGAAACAGUCACUCUAUCCGGGGUCGUACCUCUGGUGUUGCUAGCAUUGCAGAGUGGAUUUGCUUCCACAGCAGCAGGACCAUUAGGACCCGGCAAUCAUUUAUAUUUUGAACUACCAAAGUAUAAAAACAAUAAUUGGGCUCUGUCACCUGGUAAGACUCCUGACCCCUGGGAUGGACCCUUUGCUAAUGGGACAUGGGCCCUAAAAGGCCACUAUUGGAUUUGUGGUCAAUAUGCUUACCGUCGGCUACCGCCCAAUUGGUCAGGGGUAUGUUAUGUAGGAUAUAUCAGGCCCCUAUUCUUCCUACUACCUCUCCUACAGGGAAAAACUCUAGGAGUCAAAGUAUAUGAUGAUCUUAUUAGGGAACGACGAUCUAUUGAUUCCACUUUAACCGCCGGAAGUUCCCAAAAAUGGGGUACACAGGAGUGGCCUCCUGAGAGAAUCAUAGAACAUUAUGGACCAGCCAGGUGGAACCCCGAUGAGCUCGUAACAGGAGCUAGGGAACCGAUUUAUAACCUGAAUCGAAUAAUCAGAUUGCAAGCUGUUUUGGAAAUAGUAACAAACCAAACAGCCACAGCACUCGAUCUCUUAGCUGAUCAGGCAAUUCAAAUGAGAACCGCAAUUUAUCAGCAUCAUAUAGCUCUUGAUUAUUUGCUAGCAGAAGAAGGAGGAUUGUGUGCAAAACUGAAUGAAUCAAAUUGUUGUUUACAAAUAGAUGAUAAUGGAAAGAUAGUUAAACGGUUAACAAAAGAGAAAGCUAACCCACGUCCCAGUGCAAACCUGGAAAGGGUGGGACACAGAUUGGCUUACUUCAUGGUUGCCACAAAAAGAAUGGAUACGCCAAAGCUUCCUCUUUGCUAUAUGUAUUAUCAUAGCCCUAUUAGCCUUAGCCUGCCUUACCCCCUGUUUGGUGACAUUAAUCCGACGAUUGAUUAACCAAACUAUAAAUCAACAAGUCAUGGUGUUACUCCAGCCAGUAAAAGCUGAGGAUUGGGGAUAUUAAAACUCUUAAAAUGCUUUCAUAAAAAGGGGGGAUUGAUAGAUAACAUGAUUUGUGCUUAGUUGUCUGUUUUGGGAAACGAUGCUAUUGCUAAAUGAUCCUAUGACCUGCUUGCAUAACCAAUAAUAAACAUUGAACAGCACCAUGGUCAAGGGGAAAAACGUGGAAUGUUUAGAGUACAAGUAAAUAGACCUAUGUACCCCACGUCUGCAAAAUCCUGAAAAUAUGCUUUGUCAGUGUGGUCUGAUAUGACGUCAAUAAUGGUAUAUAUAUGUGCUCACUGUUCUGUAUCGGGGUGUCACUCCUCUGGCAUGAGUCGAGGAGGGGGCACCCGCUCAGCUGACCGUAUAAUAAAGGGCUAAUAUAUGUUUAUACUCUAUCUUGGUCUCUGUGCCUCCUUGGGGUAAUUG